AUGAAGGCUUUUGACAGUGAUCGUACAACAAAGAAUGAGCUUAUCGAAAUCUACACUGCAGGAUUCAAACAAGCCUGGCAGAUAUUGAUUGCUUUUACGGUCAUCGCAAUACCACUGACUUUGGCCAUAAAAGAAGUGCCUCUCCGCAAAGAACUGGCCACUGAAUUUGGACUCAAGGAUGACGACGAAAAUGAUAAUGCUGCAGCAGAUUAUGACAAUGAACUUGCAACCAGAGCGACCGGAGUAGAACUGACUUCGGCAAGGUGA
This is a messenger RNA of Penicillium angulare, 267 nucleotides long. RefSeq names its product major facilitator superfamily protein. The transcript has a single exon. The record is from RefSeq and is a predicted model, not a curated record. The coding region runs from base 1 to 267 and encodes 88 amino acids. NCBI's taxonomy places the organism in Eukaryota, Fungi, Ascomycota, Eurotiomycetes, Eurotiales, Aspergillaceae.